GCAAUUAAAGAGAGGGCGUGGGACGACCAUGGGACUCAUACCGUGGAGCCUUGCAGUGGACGUACUGCGCCUGCUGAGCAUCGUAUCCUUUCUCUUUUGCUCUCUCACGUUCACCUGGUACUCUUUCGUGUCGCUCAUAGGCGUACUAGUAUCACUCUAUGUGUUGGACCGAAACAAAUACCAAACGAAACCCAACCAACAGUCAAACACAUCCUCCGUCAAAAAUCCCUACAAGGGUACACGUAGGGUAAAGGAUGAAAGUAAUAUUCCGCCUGAUGUUAGGGAAAAGUACACCGAUCGUAUUCUUGACCUGGUGCUGUAUGAAGUUGAGGAGACCCGGGCACUAAGAGAGUUUGAGCCCAUCAAGAUGAACACUCACUGUAUAUUUGCCAGGAAGUCCAUUCUCUGGGGCUCCAGGGACUAUCACAAGUCACUGUCAGUUGAGGAAAAUGUCAUCAGGUCUCUACCAAUGUUCGUCAAGUUUCUCACAGUAGGGGCCACCCUCCAUUUGGAUGGAUUUGUCUUUGCGCUCCCGGGGGACCUGUUUGGCCAGGAAGUAAACCGGUUUGGGCAGGCGGUGCGCCGGGUCCUAAAAUGCAUCUCCGACCACGACCCGAGGGGUUUCCACUGCAUGAACAAGUCUUACGUCUCGAAAAUUGGCUGGUCGUUCGAAUUUGACGGGAUUCCGGUUUUCGUGACUACGUUUGCACCGUGUUACCCUUCCAACCACGCUCGGUACGCUUUUGGAGCCAGCGAGGCUUUUAUCCUUCUUCAGCCAAUGUACUCAUUUGCAAUCCACGACAUUGGACCAGACACCCCACAUACAAACUGGGACAGUCCCGUUUCAGUUCGGGACAAAAUCAGGGUGGCCUUCAAGGAAAAUGGCAGAGCCUACCAUGUACGGGACACCAUUUUUUACCCGGCGGCACAUGACAUAGUCAAGCCUUUGAAAGAAGGAGUGGGUGACUUGGUUGAAUGGUGGGUUGACCCUGACAGCGUGGAUGGAGAGGAGGAAGAGGAGGGAGAUGAGGGGGAGGAGGGAGAGGGGGAGGAGGGGGAGGAGGGAGAGGAAGGUGAAAGUGGGGAAGAGGGCAGCAGUGGUGAUGAGACAGUUAGCAACGAAAGCAAGAAAAAGCAGUGAGGAUGGACCAGACCAAAACUGUAGUUCGUUUUGUGUUUCUAGUUGUCUGUUUCAAUGAUUAAUUG
Molecule: messenger RNA, 1206 nt
Organism: Geodia barretti
Lineage: Eukaryota; Metazoa; Porifera; Demospongiae; Tetractinellida; Geodiidae
Source: the annotation of a GenBank genome assembly